UCAGUGCUGAGGUUUUCAAGAAUGGAGACUGGUUUACUCCUGUUUACGAGUGGCAAUAAAGUGUGUAUCUACAGCUGAUGAGGAGCAGGGAGAUGUUACGCUGUACAUGUGGUGCAGCCUCUGUACCCCAGUCAAGUUACAGGAGUCUGUAUACAUGUGUGAACCCCCCUCUACCUUAGAGAAGCAUGUGGGAGGGUCUGAUCAGUGAGGAUGUGGCUAAAAUAACAUAAACAACGAAGUGUGAGUGUCUCUAUCCUCAGGAUAUGGAAACUUUUCACCCAGGAUACUACGCAAUUACCAGGACUUCACUGCUUAGAGAUUUGCGUUCAGGAUGCUAUGUAUGAAAUAUGAUAUAAAACUUCUUUAAACGAGAAAAUAUUGGUAGCUGUUUUCAUUAAUUUUACCAGUAUCUUAUGAGCAGGAGCACCUCAUGAUGACAUGGAUAUUUAAACUUUCAAACUCUUGGAACUUACAGAACUUUAAAAUGUUGUGAGCAACUUUUACAUGAAGUUUUCUAUGGACAAGUGAUUGUGAUUGUCUUUUCGUGUUAUAAAUCAUUAUAUACACAUGAAUGCAAAAGUGGAAUUUAAUGGGAAGUUUUAAAAGUUUUGGUUUCCUGUGAGGACUAAAAGUAAGUGCCGAAGAAUGUACUAGAUCCUUGAGAUUCGGGGAGGACUGACUGGCCUUGCCAGGGGGGACCAGAUAGUGCUAUCUGUCUGACCAGGUGAGUGUAGAGAGGAGAGAGGGCAUCCCUUGUAAAUCAGUCUAUAUACACAGUGUGUGACGGCAGGCACUGGGUCGUAUACCGUGCUACAUUCUCAGGAUACAAACUUCUGUGCUAUACAAACUUCUAGCUGGUGUACUUUAUAUCUCAGGAAAUCAGAACUCAUGAUCAUCUGUACCAAAGACCAGGUUUUCUUCUGGGCUGCUGGUCCAUCUUGUAAUAUCUAGUAUACAAAACGUGUGUGUAUCUGAUACUAACUUCAGUGUUUUAUAGAUAUACCUGGGAUGUUUUGAUUAAUACCUGUUUCAAACAGAUACACACACAAGUUUCUGUGUGUCAGAAAAACUGGUCAGCUGAACGGUGAUGUUCAUGUCUAAAAUGUGAAUUAGGCUAUGAGAUUUUUCCGGGCAGUUUUUACAACAACUGUGCUAAGACUGUGAACUCACCCAGGAGAACCUACUUUUACCAUAUCCCAUCUGACACCGGUGUGGGUGUUAUCAAUGCUAGCAAGCCUACUGCAUCCUAGGAGAUCAGGGUUACAAUUCACCAAAACUCUCAGCUCUUCGGAAUUAUGAGUUUCCCUCUUGCGAGAAAAUUAGGAAGAAAUCUGAGACUUGUACAAGCUUGGUGUUUUGAAAAUUUUACUAAUGGUAUCUUGUCUCUGACAUGCUUGGAAAUGGCCACGUUUAUCAGAUUUUAAUUUUGAUGGUUGAGAUGAGGUUUCCAGUCUCCUCCUCAGUCUUAAUCACUUAAAUGUUUUGUUGAACUGUCUGGAGAUUUAAAAGUCUUUACACUCUAUGUGUCGCUGGAAGGUUUUUACGGAGAACCCUCAUCACGUCUCGGGGUGUUAAAUCAGCACUGCGAACUUUACAUUUGGAGCGAAGGACUUUUAUACUAGAAUUAAGGCAUACUGCCCAGAUUUUACGACAAUUUCUAUCAAAGAAAUCACAUCUCUGUCUCAUAAAGUUGCAGUUGACGUUUCAUGGCCAAGGGUGUGGGGACUAUGGUGGAAAGAUAGAACAUUUAAAACACUUAGCUUUUUUACAUCCAUACAUCUUAAUUCAAGUAGCGUAGACAUGAAUUUGUCUCGUUAUCUACAAUCAUGUCAAGUCAGGACCAAUUAGGGUGACACAAUAUAGUGAUGCUUAAUGUGACGUGUUAAACUAUAGUCGACCAAGAUUGACGACAAUUCAUGGCAAGGAUUACCAACUGGUGGACAGCUUGACCUCUUGGUUGACCUAUGACCCAGAGUGCUGGGUACAGAUCCUGAUUCACUAUAAUCAUGUAGGAUGCAGCCUUUCGGUACUUCAAUGAAUCAUUUUGAAUGAUCACAAAAUGAUCUAGGAGGUGAUUUAAUAUAUUUAUAUAUAUAUACACAAAGGAAUAUAGCAGAAGUUCCAUAAACAUUCGUGAAGGUGUCAUAGUUCUAAAGGAAGUGUGAAGUGACCCUUGUUUACAUGUUUCUGUGGAUAUUAUAAAAGGUUUACAUGUUUGUGGUGCCGGCAAGGUCCGUUGAUGUCGGAGCAGGCCUGGUGCCGGCUGUUUCCGUCAAAGUCAGAUUAGGCCCGCUGUCAAAGGGAUCUGACAUAGGUGGGACGGGUAUUAUGCAGAAGACCUGGGCCGGAGCCCAGUACGUACAUACCCGUGUCAAUGUGUACCACAGCAAUCGUAUCGAGCUCCGUUGGAAGCGAUCUGUUCACUACUGUGACGCGUGCGACUAUGGAGCCAGUGGGAUGGCAAGCACUGCCCCAGGGGUCAGGGGUCGGGGAAGUGUGCCGUGUGGGGCUAUUCACUAUGGACGUUGUACGCCGGUGUCCUACCCUUUCCCGCAGAACUACCGGAAGAAGAGCCCCAUCUCACCCUCAUCCCCCGGCUCUAUCCCUGUGGCCAAAGUCAUUCCUACUCGACCCGUCAGGCCAGAGCCAACCACUGACCAAUCUAGGGUCACUGAGGUUGAGCCGGACAAGGGAGAUAAUGUUGAUGGGACAAAUCAUGGUGUGUCCAAUUCAGCAAAAGAUUCCAAAGACAUCAUUUCACGUGACGGCCAUGGGGAUAAAGACCUUGUCAAGGUCACCAGUAAAGAGCGUGACAAAGAAAACAAGGAGUUAUCUCCCCCUUUAUCUACAGCCGCCCCCACCAUCAAGACGCUGUCGGACAAGGACAGUAAGGGCAAGAGAAAGGAGAAGACGAGACUACUGAAUGUCAACAUCCCAAAGUUCCACUUUCCCCUGGGGCAGCCCGGAGUAGGGGACGGGGAUAAGGAAACAGCGUUGCAGGCAGUCAGUCAGGAGUUCUCCAAUCUGGAGGGUGGAAAGGCCUUCAAACAACAUAUGGCAGCUAUCAUGAAGGCUUGCAAGCUCCCGCUUUAUUGGAAGGGCCUAUUAUUUAAUGCAGCAGGAGGUGAAAAGAAUGGCUUUAUCACACAACAAUCCUUCAAUUCCAUGUGGAAAAGAAUAUUCCAAACAUGUCAUGACCGACCGUCCCAGUUUGUAAGACUUUUAGCCAAACCUUCCACUAACUACCUCGACGAGGACGACAUAAUUCCAUUAAUCCAGGAUGUGGUUGACACUCACCCCGGUCUGACGUUCUUACAGGAGGCUCCAGAAUUCCACUCCAGAUAUGUAAACACUGUGAUAGCUAGGAUGUUUUACUGUAUAAACCGAUCCUGGACUGGUCGGAUCACUAUACCAGAACUAAGGCGAAGUAACUUUUUACAGACAUUAGAACGUUUAGAAGAAGAGGACGAUAUUAAUCAAAUCAUGGAUUUCUUUUCCUACGAACACUUUUAUGUUGUGUACUGUAAGUUUUGGGAGCUUGAUAAGGAUCACGAUCUUCUUAUAGACAGAAACGACAUGAUGCGCCAUAAUGAUCAUGCCAUAGCAACACGGGUGAUUGACAGAAUAUACUCAGGGUGUGUAACAAGAGGUAAGACGUUUAAGGAGGGCAAAAUGAGUUAUCCCGAGUUUGUGUGGUUCCUGUUGUCGGAGGAGGAUAAACGCAACCCCACAAGUAUAGAGUACUGGUUCCGCUGUAUGGAUCUGGACGGGGAUGGUGUUAUUUCUAUGUAUGAGAUGGAGUAUUUCUACGAGGAACAGAUGCAGAAAAUGGAGGACAUGGGCAUCGAAAAACUUCCGUUUGAAGAUUGUCUUUGUCAGAUGUUGGAUUUAGUUCGACCAAAACAGGAGGGGCGAGUGACACUGGCAGACCUUAAGAGCUGUAAAAUGACCAAUAUUUUCUUUGAUACAUUCUUCAACCUUGACAAAUUCCUGGAGCAUGAACAAAGGGACCCAUUCGCCAAUGUUAGGGAUUUGGAGAAUGACGGCCCUGAUCCUACAGACUGGGAAAAGUACGCUGCAGAGGAAUACGAAAACCUUGUGGCAGAGGAAGGGGCUAUUGAACAGGAAGAAAUACUGUAUGAGGAUGAUUUUGAGCCAGACGAUGACGAGAUUGUACAGAAGGAGCGGGCAAACCUGGAACUCGAAAUGCACCGGAACUCUCCUGUGUCACGAGGGAAAAUAGGCAUAAAGAGUACAAACGACGAUAUCUAUGAUUUCAGUACAAAUGAUCUUGGAUAUUAGCCGUAGUUAUUACUACAAUAGAAAAUUCAUGCUUGAACCUUGGUCGUAAGUUCUCAAAAUAUUGGUUACAUUUCUGGUGACUUCUGAUCAACAAACCAAUAUUAGCUCAAAGGAAUAAAAAAUACUGUGGGUGACAAUGUUACAAAGACUGUGAUUGGUCAGAACACUUUGAGAGUGACACCCACAAGUGUUACAAUGAUGGUGAUUGGUCAGGAUGUAGUAGGAGAAUAAAACCAGAAAUGAUAAGAUGGCUGGUGAGGAUAGUGAGAGUGGACAUGUUCUUACAUUACUAUGAUAAAUAGAAAGUGUUUAUGGCUGUUCGGUGUGGUGAUAUAAUAAGGUUUGUGAUUGGAAGGAUUAGUGUAAGCACUUUAUUGACUGCACCAGAAAUGAUACAAGUAUUGUGAUUGGACAGGAGGGAUUGAACAGAUGAUUUACUGCACCAGAAAUGACACAAGGAUUAUGAUAAGACAGGAAGGCUUUUUGACUGUACUUUGCAGAAAUGGUUCAAGGAUUGUGAUUGGUUGAGAAAGAUACAUACUGACAACUUAAUAUACUAGAGGUGAAAAUUGACACUGAAGUGUAAAAUCAUUUGCCAAAUUAUGAUGGCUAUAUUAUCUCGAACCAUUCUAGUGAGGAACAGGUACAGGUCAGGUCACUGCAUAUUAUUGCUAAAUAUAAAUAAUCUGUUUUAUCAACACUCAAUGGAUUGAACUUGUGGCUGUAAUUAAUGGAAUUUUCAUGAAAUGCAUGUACAUCUGUAUAUAUAAUUUAUUAGUGUACAGAAUGUUUUUGUUCAUGUACGUGUGUAUGUGAAUGUUAUUUGGAUAACAACUUUUUUAAAGAAAUUAUCCAACUGGUUUAAUCGUUUAGGCGUUGAUUAAAUUUAAUCCUUAUUGUAUAAAAAUUAACAGAAUUUUCAUUUAGCAUCAGGGUUCAAAUAAAGUGUGUACAUGCUGAAAAGGUACGAGUCGGUUUCACAUUUUAGAACUAAGCGGUAGAAAAGGAAAGAAUUAUUUGUGUUUUCUCUGUCGGUGAAAAUUACAAAAGUUUAAUAAGCAAUGGAAGUACUACAUGACAGGAGAAAAACCAAAACCUGUCAAUCAGACUUCGAAAUCUACACAUUUUUUGUAUUUAUAUGAUUUAAUAAAAAAAACACCACAUUAUGAAUGACAAAACUAAUUGCAAAGUUUAUGUACAAAUGAUUUUACUGAUAUGGUGUCCGUCCGCAUUUUUGUUAACAGUUAUGUACAUAUGGCAUCAGAAUUCAUUUCCAACAAUAUAUACAUAUUGUACUACAGGUUUGUGCCUUUUUCAUGAUGUCAUUUGUUAUAAUGAUAUAGUUAUAAUAAUGUUGUGUGAUUUUGUUUUUACAUACAUUUGUAUAUCUAGAACAUUUCCUGUGGUGUCAUCAUUUCUUAAUCGCAUAAAUGGUAAAUUGGGAAGGGAGAUCUAGAACUUCAAAAUUAGCUUACCUCUAAACACGGAGUAUGAACAGUCCCAUUCCAAAGUUAUUUCUUUUCUUUUAUAUUUAAAGGUUUUGUUUCUAGUGAAUAUUUUUUUUUCCAAAUUUGAUUG
Messenger RNA from Mizuhopecten yessoensis (Yesso scallop), 5880 nucleotides. RefSeq names its product serine/threonine-protein phosphatase 2A regulatory subunit B'' subunit beta-like. The transcript has 13 exons. NCBI's taxonomy places the organism in Eukaryota, Metazoa, Mollusca, Bivalvia, Pectinida, Pectinidae. The record is from RefSeq and is a predicted model, not a curated record. Gene Ontology annotation, molecular function: calcium ion binding; protein phosphatase regulator activity. Gene Ontology annotation, biological process: protein dephosphorylation. The coding region runs from base 2212 to 4302 and encodes 696 amino acids. Gene Ontology annotation, cellular component: protein phosphatase type 2A complex.